Saccostrea cuccullata (small rock oyster) is the source of this 4300-nucleotide messenger RNA. RefSeq lists its product as uncharacterized. The record is from RefSeq and is a predicted model, not a curated record. The annotation marks the transcript as partial. The transcript has 8 exons. Gene Ontology annotation, molecular function: protein binding. NCBI's taxonomy places the organism in Eukaryota, Metazoa, Mollusca, Bivalvia, Ostreida, Ostreidae.
AUGAUUAAUGUGGUUAUUAAACUAACUGUAUCACCUUCUGAAUUCUUGUGCCUGACCCCACUUCUGGAAUUCCCAGCUCUUCCCAUGGACUGUAAAGACCUUCGAAAAGAUGGCCACACUACUUCCGGCUUGUACGAGAUUUACCUCUAUGGGGCCAGGAAUUGUCCAAUCAGAGUUUACUGCGACAUGUUGACAAUGGGUGGAGGGUGGACGGUAAUACAGAAACGAGUAGAUGGGUCUUUGGACUUCAGAAGGAAUUGGGCAGAAUAUAAGAAUGGUUUCGGUACACCAGAACAGAACGUCUGGAUUGGAAAUGAUGUAAUCUAUAAGUUAGUAAAGGGAAAGAAAUCCUACCUCUAUGUAUCCAUCACAAUACUGAAUGGUACAAAACUGUAUGAAUUGUACGAGCGAUUCUCCAUUUCCUCUGAAGCAGCAAUGUAUCGACUCUUUUUGGCAGGAAACGCUACAGGAACCUUAGGUAACAGGAUGACAAACACGGGAUUACAUUACAUUGACCUGCACGGUAUGUAUUUCAGUACCCCCGACAGAGACAACGAUAACUGGAGCAGAGGAAGGUGUGGUAAUUUAGGCGGCUGGUGGUUUAACAUAUGCCACCAUGCCUUCCUCAACGGUCCCUGGGGUAAGGAUUACUGGAAAAAGCCCUGGAAUCCUCCCAUUAAGAAUGGAACGUCCGUAAAGGAAACGUUGAUGAUGUUAUUUUCAACGACAAAAAAUGUCAAUAAAACAACGUCAUCAAAGUACAAGUCUACUCCAGAAACCACAAACCUUGCCCGGGUAGCAAGACUAAUCCUUGGUCCAUGCACCGAUCUGCUGCGUGAUAUUCUCAAAAGAAACAUAGCGCCUUCCAAUUUAUCAAAAACUGUCAAAACUUGGGUUGAUGAUAUAAAAAAGAAGAAACAGAAUAGUUCUCUAAAUAAACAACAAAUUGCUCUCAUUUUUCCGCUGCCAACCAAACAUUAUGGCGGGGAUUAUUCAGAUUUUGACAUUAGUUUGCUUUAUAUUCUUCUACGUAACGUGUGUAAAAUACCUCCACACAAUAACGGAAGGGGAGAAGAACCCGAUCCAACGGAUAAUAGUGUAUCUGCCAACAUAGAAAGAAUCAGACUAACGAGAAACAAGUACUAUGGACAUGCAGCAGAUUUUUCUCUUUCAGAUUUAAACUUUAUAAAGGAAUGGCAAAACAUUUACAAUAUUGCCGUUGAGUUAGGACAACACAUUGGAACUUUGUCCGUUUAUAAAGAUGCUGUGAACAAUAUAAGAACAUGUUCCAUAGAUCCAGAAAUAGAGGCCAAAUAUAUUGAUAAACUUUUACUUAUCGAUGAAUUGUGCAAAACGGUUCAAAGUCAUGCAGAUCUUCAUGAAAGACAAGUGAUAAAAUGGAGAGAAGAAGAUGAUGUUUACAGUGAAACUCACACUUUCCAAGUGAUGCUGAAUAAAGUCAGGAGACAACCUUAUAUGACAUUUGUUGGUGUACCGGGAUCUGGAAAAUCAGCAACGAUUCACCACAUAGCCCUGAUACUCCAGAAGGAAGGUUAUGAGGUUGUGCCAAUUAUAGACAUCAGUGAGAUUUGCCGUUAUUUUGACUCCCAUAAUCCUCAGGUUUUUGUCAUUGAUGAUGUGGUAGGUGUGUUGGGUCUUCAAAAACAAAAGUUGGAGACUUUAGUUGACUAUGAAAAAAUUAUUUCAGAUCUUUCCAGACAUACAAAGGUACUGAUGUCAUGCAGGGAAGCUGUAUUUAAUGAAUGCUACAAAUCUUUUUUCUCAAAUAAGGAAAAUGUAAUCAAAAUGUUAAGUUCAGACAAUGCAUUGAAUGAUGAUGACAAAAAAGAUAUUCUUCAGAAACAUGGCUUGGAUAAAGAUUUAUUGUCCUCUACAUUACUUAGAGAAGCAUCGCCAAUGUUUCCUUUGUUGUGUAAACUAUACUCAAAAGAGGAGAAAUUUAGAAACAAUGUUGAACGUUUUUUUACCUGUCCAGGUAGAUACAUUUCAGAGGAAUUUGACAAAAUGAAAGAACAAAAUAGAUUACAUUAUGCUACGUUGGUCUUAUGCCUGUUAAAUGACAAUAAAUUAUCAGAAGAAAUAAUACAAGACACAGAGAAUACAGUUUUCUGUGAAAUGAAAUCAAAAGCAUUAAAUAGUUGUAAAGUAAGAAGUUACACAGACGUUUUUGAAUUUGUUGAUGCAUUAUCAGUAAUGGAGGGGACAUAUACUAAACUCUGUGGUUCUGAGUAUACUUUUAUUCAUGACUCUGUGUUUGAAAUUAUUGCUCAUCAUUUUGGUUCUCAGUUCCCAAAUCUCAUUUUACAAUUCAUGAGUAGUAGUUAUAUUGCUAACUACGUAAAGCUUCAAAAAGAUGAAAUGCUUGAAUUAGAGAAUGAAAAUAAGCAAGAGAGUGAAAAUGUUGCAGUCAGUAGUGGGGAUAAAAAUGAAAUCAACACUGCUUGUGAAAGUUCACAAAACGAUGAGAAGGAGACUUUAAGUGCUAAAAACAGUGAUGGUGUGGAGUCAUUUGAUCUCUGUAUAAGGUUAGGGGAGGAUCAGUACUCUUUGUUAGCAGAGCGUUUGUACAGAGAUAUAGAAAAUAUGGAACUUUAUGAUGUUUUUAUGAAUAAUGUUUUAAAACACCCGAAGGUAUGUCAGGCUUUUAUUGAGGUGUUGAAGACAAAGUCCCAUACCGAGUUAAAGUCUUUAUUUCUGUCUGUACAGAAAGACGUGUCUAAGGUAGUGAGUACAGGAGAGCGUGUGAGGGAGGAAAGUAGAAAGAGGGAUAUAAGGAGCAGGGAGUGGUGCAGACAGAGAUUGUUAGUUAAUGAGAAUUUUAUAAAAGGAAGAACAUUCAGUGUGAGGGUAAUCAGUUGGGUGGUUUACUAUGGACACAAUCAGAUCCUACAAUAUAUUUUAAAAGAAACCGAGUGUGAACUAUUUUUGAGUACUUUUAAUCCUGAUUUAAACUAUUCAAAAAAACAUGGGGAAAUGAGCUUGGCAGCAAAUAAUUCAACAAAUUUAUGGUCAUUCAGCUUCUUUGACAUUGAUGGAUCUAUUUCUGAACAACAACGUUUAUUGCUGCUGAGUUGUUACAAUGGAAAUUUAGAAAUUGUAAGAAUAUUUAUUGAUUAUCUGAAAAGAAAUGCAAUUGACAUGUGGUCUCAAUAUUUGGAUUCUGAAAAAAUGACUGAUGAUACACCACUUAAAGCUGCAUGCGAGAGUGGACAUCUGAAUGUGGUAAAGGAACUGAUAGGGGCAGGGGCUGAUGUUAAUUCAUACGAAGAAUAUGGAACGCCAUUGACUCUUGCAUGUAAGUAUGGAUACAUGACGAUCGUAAAGGAGCUGCUCAGGGCAGGUGCUAAUAUUAAUCCACUAACUGAGUUCGAAACACCACUUACUUGCGCCUGUGAAAAUGGACAUAUGGAUUUAGUGAAGGAUCUGGUAGAGGCAGGUGCUUGUGUCAAUUACCAAGGUAAAUAUAAAACGCCACUGAUAGCAGCGUGUAGGGGUGGGCAUGUGAAUGUAGUGAAGGAGCUGCUAAGGGCAGGAGCCGAAGUUAAUCUAAACGGUGAGUUUGCUACACCACUGACAACUGCAUGUAAAUGUGGACAUAUAAAUUUAGUGAGGGAGCUGCUAGGGAAAGGGGCUGAUGUAAAUCCAGAAGGUGUAUUUGAUUCACCGCUGAUAGAAGCAUGUAGGGUUGGAUAUUUGGUUGAACUUUUCGGUAUAGAUGCAUCUAAGGGCGAAUAUGUGUGUAUAGUGAAGGAGUUACUUCGGGCAGGUGCUAAUGUGAAUCGAAAAGAUGAAUAUGAUACACCGUUAACAGCAGCAUGUAGGGGUGGACAUAUGAGUAUAGUGAAGGAGCUGCUCGGUGCCGGAGCUGAUGUUAAUCUACAAGGUAAAAAUGAUACUCCGUUGACAGCAGCAUGUAAUUUUGGAGAUGAAAGUAUAGUGAAGGAGUUAAUCGGGGCAGGGGCUGAUGUGAAUUUAGAAGUCGAUAAUGAUACACCAAUGACAGCAGCAUGUAAGGGUGGAUAUGAGAGUAUAGUGAAGGAGCUGCUAAGGGCAGGGGCUCAUGUUAAUUCACACAGUGAACUUAAUAAUCCGCUUACAGCAGCAAUUAAUGCAGCAGCUAAUGGUGAAGAUAUAAGUAUAAUGAUGGACCUGAUAAAAGCAGGGGCUAAUGUUAACAUAGAGGGUAUGUUUAAAACACCACUGAUUGGAGCAUGUGAGGGUGGACAUUUGAGCGCAGUGAAGCAGCUGCUAGACGCAGGAGCUGAUGUUAAUCUGAAAG